Molecule: messenger RNA, 2264 nt
Organism: Penaeus chinensis
Lineage: Eukaryota; Metazoa; Arthropoda; Malacostraca; Decapoda; Penaeidae
Product: adrenodoxin-like protein 1, mitochondrial
Exons: 5
Coding region: 29-580 (183 amino acids)
Biological process (GO): P450-containing electron transport chain; positive regulation of oxidoreductase activity
Cellular component (GO): mitochondrion
Molecular function (GO): 2 iron, 2 sulfur cluster binding
Source: RefSeq, a predicted model, not a curated record
GAUCAGCUGAUGGCGUAAACACACGAUCAUGGCCUCUUACAUGUGUAUUCGCAGGACGUGGGGCGUUUUAAGAUAUUUUAAGACGGUUUCCUUUAUUAGUUUCAAUCAGAUCUCGUACAGAUCCCUUUCUCAGGUGAAAAGAAAACCGUGCCGGAGGUUUUUAAUGACUAGUCCAGUCUCCUACCAUGGCAGUUAUGAAUAUCAAGACCCAAAAUCUGAAGAAGAAGUGGUUAACGUCACUUUCAUUGACCGCAGUGGAAAUAAGGUCCCAGUGAGAGGGAAAAUCGGAGACAACAUCCUUUACCUUGCUCACAGAUAUGGAAUUGAACUGGAAGGUGCAUGUGAAGCAUCAUUAGCAUGCAGUACUUGUCAUGUUUAUGUAGGUGACAGUUACACUGACCUACUACCAGAACCAGUUGAAGAAGAAGAGGACAUGCUAGAUUUAGCAGUAUUUCUAAGAGACAAUUCUAGACUUGGUUGCCAGAUUAUUCUCACAAAAGAACUAGAUGGAAUUACACUGACUCUACCUCAGGCAACAAGAAAUUUCUAUGUGGAUGGACAUGUUCCAAAGCCACAUUAGUACGAGAAACAUUUGAAAACAUAUAUAAGACUGCGAAAUAAAGUUCAUUCGGAUGUUUGCAGAGGUGAAGAAAUAUGUGGUGCUGAGCAAAGAAUCUUUAUGAUAUAUACUUCAGAAUUACUUCAGGUAUGAGGUGGAUUUCAAGAUUUGUGCAUAAAAUGAGGUAGGGAGAGCAAGGUCAAGGGAUAUGGGUAUAUUGAUACAGAAAAUAAACUUUGUUUGGUUAUAUUUUCUUCUUUUGACAGUUACUUCUAUACCGUCCUCUUUUAAUCCUUAUUGGAUAAUCCCAUAAUGUGAUAUCCUGUUUGAAGAUUCUGUCAUUUUCAUAGGUUGCAUAAAUUAUUCCAUGAUUGAAAAGUCAUAGAUUCCCCAAAUUCAAACUGUGAACCUAACUUUCGCUCUCCUUCUCCUUCCUGCCAAAUUGUUGCCACUGGUAAUGUUGGAAAUACAACUUAUUCUUAAAGUAAUGUGAAAAGCACAAACAUGUAUAGAAAAUAUUCUUUCACAUCUACAAAUAUCCAGUGUAACUCACAGGACAUCUUGUAUUUGUUGGAUAUGAAAACAAAAUUGGUUUAUUAGAAUUGCAGGCCAAUUAUUGUUAAUAAUUUAAGAAAAGAAAACUCAAGAUCUUAAUUAUAAACUUCAAGUUAAAUAUUAUGUAAAUAAAAUGUAUCUUGAACAACAAACUAUAAGGUUACAUAUAUAAAAUGCAUUUUGAACAAUUGCAAAGUACAUAAAGAACUAAAUUUGCAUCAGAGUAGUAAACUAAGCUCAUGGUAUAUUGAAGUUAAAACUGUUAAUCGAUUCUUCUCAUGGAUACAUUUUCCUGAAAGACAGAACAACCAGCAAAGAUGGAAUGUCAUGAAAAUAAUUCAUACUUUAAAAGUUAGAUGUAUUAGAAAUGCAAGUGUAUGUUUUUGCCAUGUAGAAUUUCAGUUUUACAUUUUGCAAUUAUAGCUUUAAUAAAAGGCAAAGUCCAUAUCAUUCCUAUCACUGUGUAAAUGAAGUGUUGUAAAAGAAAAGAAAUCUCAGUCACUCUACUAAUUCAUAAUAAUGAAAGAUCUGGAAAGAGUAUUCUCACUCCACAGGAAUUUUGCCCUUGGACCCAUGUUGAAAUAAACAGAGUAUAGUGUGUAAUAUUUUUGUUUUGUUAUUUUUUCAUGACUUUUACUUGUAUUUGGUUUGCACAACAUACAGAAUUUAUUCAGGUGUUCAUAACGAGAUCCUGUUGUAUAAAUAGGGUAUUUAACAAAAAUUUUACCUCAGUUAUUAUAUUUCGAACUGUGCUUAUGUAUUAGCAAAGGGAAAUGUGUAUCUCUAUCAAGAAUACUCAUUUUAUAACAUCUUUUGUAAUUGUUUUAUUUAUUGCUGCAAUGUCUGUGUUCCAUUUGGGACUUUAUGAUAUACCAGCACUGUGAAUUGACUACCUAACCUAGCAUAUAAAAUUGACUGUUGUUCACAUAUUGGGUAAUGUGACUCUUUCAUGGUAGAAUGGAACUGUCUGCUGAUGUACAUACACAUAAACUUUUUAAUUCAACUGUAGAUAUUGUACUUACAGGCUGUAAUUAUUUUUUCUAAUUGCCAUUUAUCGUAACUGUGCUCAUUUCAGGAAGUAAAAAAUUAGUAAUUGUUGAUAGUAUGGCUUGUAAAUAAUUAUGGCCGGAAUAAAGAUAUUCUGUUCACA